Molecule: messenger RNA, 1308 nt
Organism: Cordyceps fumosorosea ARSEF 2679
Lineage: Eukaryota; Fungi; Ascomycota; Sordariomycetes; Hypocreales; Cordycipitaceae
Product: RNA polymerase I associated factor
Exons: 2
Coding region: 1-1308 (435 amino acids)
Biological process (GO): RNA polymerase I preinitiation complex assembly; nucleolar large rRNA transcription by RNA polymerase I; transcription elongation by RNA polymerase I
Cellular component (GO): RNA polymerase I complex
Molecular function (GO): DNA binding
Source: RefSeq, a predicted model, not a curated record
AUGGCUCGAGCAGACGGCAAGAAGCGCAAAGCGCCAGCGGACUCAGCUGUAAAGUCGACCAAAAGGGUCGCCGUUGAUGGUCGUCCAACAAAACUCAAGGUCACCAAGGUGAUAGAGUCCGGGUCUCAGGUCCCCUUAUUCUACGACGCACCUGAACUCGAAGUGCCAGCCGACCUAGUCUUUCACGAACGCGAUCCGAAAAGCGACGAGCGAGCCAAGCAAGUGUUUGAGAGGGAAAGAGUAUGGACCGCGCGCUCCCAUCCCGUCAUGAAUUAUACCCUUCGCGAGGUAGAAGAACCAGGUCUGACAUACUGGCUCGGCAUUGUCGACCCAAAGACUGGAGAGGUCGAGCUCAUCCGUUCGAAGAGGGCGGAGUUGACUACUGUUGUACGUGCUAGAGACAGGCCCGCAGAAGCCACGGAGGAGAAGGGCGCCAGUAAGAGCAUGCUGGAUCUCAAGGCGGACCUCAGUCAAACUUUCGGAACGAAAAAAGCCAAGAAGGCCAUCGAGCAGCGCGUACUCAACGCCAUCCCAUCACAAAAGAAGGCCAACGGCCAAACAAUCGAGAUGGACGACGCAUCUCGCGCCAUUCUCCAAUCAGUUGGCGAGAAUGUUGCGGACAUGUCCACCCAACAGCAGCUGCAGGCUGUUGUCGACGAAGCAAAGCCUCGGCCGAUUGCCAACGUGGAUGCGGACGACAUUCAGGACGUCUACGCCCCCGGUGCGAUCAUUGGCGACGACAUCCUCCAGAUGCUGCCCAUCCGCGAGUGGCAAGAAAAGGCACGCCGCAAGGAGAACAUCCAGACGACAUCACGAUACGUCGCCGCGCGCAUCAGCGCUCUCGCCGCCAACGACGCCGCCGAGGAGCGCCUGCGGGUGCUGCGCUACCUCUCAUUCGCCCUCGCCUUUUAUCGCGAGACCAAGUCCAGCAAGAAGCGGGAGGCGAGUGUCCCGACGCGCGAGAAGCUGCGCGAGUCGCUCGCGCCGGCCCCCGAGGCCGUCAUCGAGAACCUCCGCCGCAAGUUCUCGGACCGCGGUCAAAUACGCAAGUUCCACACGGAACUGCUCAUCACGCACAUUUGCGCGUUUGCGUGCAUCGUGGACAACUUUGAGGUAGCCACGCAUGAGCUGCAGCUGGACCUGGGCAUCGACGACAAAACCAUGAACCAGUACUUCCGCGAGAUUGGUGCGCGCAUCAAGCCCGUCUCGGGCAGGGAGCACGGAGGCCGCGCGACGUCGGUUGCGCGAAUGACCCUGCCGCUCGAGUUCCCGAAGCAGAGAAAGAUGAAGCAGAAGCAGCGCAGAUGA